CAAAGAUUUUAAUGUCAGAAUCGUUAUUGGAUAUUCCAGCUGGAGUUCCGGAUUCAGUUCCGGCCAACUCCCGCAUCUACAAGGACGAUUGCAUGUACACCUUUGAUACACCUGAGAACAACGAUCUUGGAUUGGAUGUAGAUUUGAAGAGCUACCAGGCUUUUCUGAGAACUGAUGAGUACAAUUUCACGUUUGAAAACUAUGCCAAAACUGGUAAUAACUGGUAUUUGAACAUCAACAAGACUCUCAAACCAGAGGAAGAGAGAAACAAGCUCUUGUACGAUGAGAAUGGCCAGAAGAGCCAGAAGCUUCAAAAAUUGGAAGUCCGAGAAGUUCCGGAUGACGAGUUGUACGAUACGAAGUUAUCCAUAUACGAUGCUGCUGAUGACAUUUCGUACCCUAUAGAGAAGUUGACAUUGCGAUUCCAGAACUUGGUGAAUGAGAUUCUCACUGCCAACUCAUCGAACAGAAACGAUGAGAUAAAACAAUGGGAACAGGAGAUAUUUCCUUGUGAGCACUCUGUAGAUGUAGAACAGUUCGACGUAGGCACUGUGGACUUGUCGAGAUGUGCAGAAUGUGAGUUGACUGAAAAUCUCUGGAUCUGUCUUCAUUGUGGAACUUUAGGCUGCGGAAGACAGCAGUUUGGCACGGCGUUGAAGGGAAACUCUCAUGCAUUGUCCCAUUUCGAAAAGACUGACCAUCCAGUAGCUGUCAAGUUGGGCUCCUUAUCAGCGGAUAGUGAAGAUAGCUGUGAUGUCUAUUGCUAUAGAUGUAAUGAUGAAGUAAAGGUACCAAAUUUGGCAGAAAAACUCUUGAGGUUUGGCUUGGACUUGAAGUCAACCGUCAAGACAGAAAAAAGUUUAGUAGAAUUAAACAUCGACCAGAACAUGAACUAUGACUUCAAGUUAGAGGGACCUGAUGGAUCGAAAUUGGUUCCAGUUUAUGGUAAGGGUCUCACAGGCUUUCUUAAUUUGGGCAAUUCAUGUUACUUAAAUUCUGUGGUUCAAUCUUUGUUUGAUUUAGAAUCGUAUCAAAACUAUUUCGCUGAUCUCAGCAUUCCUGAUACUGAAAAUCCUGCUCGUGACUUGAAAACUCAAUUGCUCAAGAUCUACGAUGGUUUAUUAAGUGGCAGGUACUCCAAGCCAGGAUCGUUAAAGGGAGACGACUAUCAGUUAGGGCUAAAACCUUCUUCUUUCAAAAACUUGAUCGGCGAGAACCACGAGGAAUUCAAAACUCAGAGACAGCAAGAUGCGUUUGAGUUCUUGAUAUAUUUGCUUGACAAGAUAGACAACGAGUUUGGUCUCUCGUUGAACAAGGAACUUAACUACUUGUUCACCAGUAAAACAGUAUGUUUCAAUUGUAAGCAUGGAUCGCUGCAUAUUGACCUAGCUGACAAUUUGUCGGUUAAUAUAGAAGACAAGGUUAUUUCUUUAGAUGAAGAUACAGGUAAGAAACAGUAUGAGCCUGUCAAUUUUAUUGAUUGCUUCAGAGCUUACUGUGCUAAUGAAGCAAUUGAGGGCUAUAGAUGUGACAACUGUGGCUCCGAUACCGCAGGAGUAGCUAUAAAGUCUGGAGGCUUCAGGACGUUUCCAAAUGUACUUAUAGUCAAUGCCAAACGGAUCAAGUUGGAAAACUGGGUACCUGUCAAGAUUGAUGUACCAAUUGAGAUUCCAGACAGGUUGGACAUCUCCGAAUUCAAGGCUCCUGUUUUUGCAAGCGAUGAAGUAGAAGAUGAGCCUGACUCUGAAGACACAAAGGGCACUGCUUUUGAACCUAGCCGAGAAGCCUUGGAUACGUUGCUUGCCAUGGGAUUUCCAGAGACAAGAUGUUUGAAAGCGUUGUUCAAUACUGGCAACAACAGCGCCGAAGAUGCCAUGAACUGGCUCUUUGCCCAUAUGGAAGAUGUAGACAUCGAUGAGCCAUUCGAUUCUCUGCAGAUAUCGCCACAACAAUCUGCUUCCGCUUCUGCUGGCCCUUCGCAGGAUGCAAUUGAUAAUCUCACAGCCAUGGGCUUUUCUCAGCAGUUGGCCAAAAAGGCAUUGGUCUUGAACGGCAACGAUGUCAACAGCGCCGUUGAAUGGUUGUUUACCAAUCCUGAUGACGACGGUGUCAUUGUUGAGUCUGGCGACGCUUCAAAGGCUGUAGUCAACUUGUCGAAAGAGAAGGAAGAUUUGAAAGAACAGCUUCUUGAAUCUGGUGACUCUACAAACGGCAAGUACGAGUUACAGUCAGUGAUAUGCCAUAAAGGUACAUCGCCACACACAGGGCACUACGUAGUGUUUAUAAAGAAGGUCAUCGAUGGACAGGAGAAGUGGGUCUUGUUCAAUGAUGAAAAGGUGGUUGUUUGUGGAGAAGAUAGCUUGCAGGAUAUGAGAACAAACGGCUAUGUCUACUUCUUCAAGAAGGUGCAACAGCACAGUUGAUAGGAAGGAGAUAUAGGGAUGUCAAAAUAGCUUCCAGAAACAGAUGCAUAUGAUCUAGAUCAACAUACUAUUAGUAUAUAAGCAAAGAAUAUGUUCUAGAU
This is a messenger RNA of Scheffersomyces stipitis CBS 6054, 2524 nucleotides long. RefSeq names its product ubiquitin-specific protease. The transcript has a single exon. Gene Ontology annotation, biological process: protein deubiquitination. Lineage: Eukaryota; Fungi; Ascomycota; Pichiomycetes; Serinales; Debaryomycetaceae. Gene Ontology annotation, molecular function: protein binding; cysteine-type endopeptidase activity; cysteine-type deubiquitinase activity. The record is from RefSeq and is a predicted model, not a curated record. Gene Ontology annotation, cellular component: cytosol; nucleus. Bases 12 to 2423 code for a protein of 803 amino acids.